Molecule: messenger RNA, 1278 nt
Organism: Neoarius graeffei (lesser salmon catfish)
Lineage: Eukaryota; Metazoa; Chordata; Actinopteri; Siluriformes; Ariidae
Exons: 14
Coding region: 360-1142 (260 amino acids)
Source: RefSeq, a predicted model, not a curated record
CAGUUGUAGUUUAUUGUUACUUCCUGUCUGUAAACUGCACUUCCUCUAGUAACAGUAACUCUGCUUCAUCACACUCAGUAUUUUACUUUAACACACACUGUGGUUUAUUACUGACUUGUAUAAGUUGUAUUCAUUCUCCUGGUUGUGUUUGUGGUAGUAUUUGUCUGUAGUGUUAAUGUGAGUGUCUCUGUGGGGAUUUCACACUGAGGCAUUGUGCUGCGUAGGUGUGUGGGUGUGUUUGAUUUGGGACACGCCCACUGAGUACUGAGUUUAACAGGUGAACUCCUGCAUUCCUCACUACUGUUAGCUGACAACACAGAGGAUCAUUUUAAACUGUUUCUGUACAUCUCCACAGCAAGAUGAAUCCUUUCACUUUUCUCCUGAUUUUGGACUGUAUUAGAGGGCCAUGUUUGGAGAAAAACUCCUGUCAUGACCAAUAUGGAGAAAUGCAGACAGCUAAACUUCAAGGUUGCAUUGCUCAGAACUGUGAAAAAGCACUGAUGCAGUGUACAUUCCAGACUGUUCAAGACAUUGUGACAGAAAUGAAGAAAGAGGAUCCAUCAGUGUCCACUGAAGCUCUGCUGGAUCAGGCUGUGACUGCUGUGUUGAAUGAUAUAAAAUCAUUCCUGAAUUGUUUCAAAGAGAUCGGCAAGAACCCCAUCGAUGCCGCAAUGUGUUUCCUGGAAUCAUUUCUGCGGUUUCUGGGUGACACACCGCAGCAGGACAACAACAAAAAGCCACCAUUUAUGUCCAAUAAUCGAGAUUCCUUUUUCUGCUGGAUCAGAGCGUCCAUAAAGAGAGUGAUGAACUGCAUCAAUCAGGACAACCUGCACAUGUUAAGUGCUCUGGAACAUUUUGGAAGAAGUAAAGAGUAUUCUGAAUGUAUUAUGAAGAUGUUUCCUUACUGGAGCAAAAACUGCCUUCCAGCGUCAUUUCGGCUGUUUGGAAACAUCGCGAAGAGUCAGUUCACUGGCAGCCAGACAGGAUUUGCUGACUGUAUUACCAGUUGGAACCGAGUGACAAAAGAAUGCAGGGACAAGACCUUGGAUCUUCAAAGUUCCAUGACGACCAUCCCAGUGCAGAUUAAAGAUUUAUACAUCUGCACCAUUAAUGAGAUGAUUUUAGCAACUACAACGUGUUAAAUACAACGAGGAAGUGAUCUUCAUGAAAACCAAUCAGAGAGCAGAUAAUUAUAUCUUGUAUGAUUUGCUUUUAAAAGUCUUUACUGAUCAUCUGGAGCAUUGGGAUUAAUUUACUGGGUCAUUUUAAACUUUUAAU